Molecule: messenger RNA, 1397 nt
Organism: Rhododendron vialii
Lineage: Eukaryota; Viridiplantae; Streptophyta; Magnoliopsida; Ericales; Ericaceae
Product: zinc finger protein 4-like
Exons: 4
Coding region: 426-1160 (244 amino acids)
Biological process (GO): negative regulation of abscisic acid-activated signaling pathway
Source: RefSeq, a predicted model, not a curated record
ACUUUCUCUGUCUCUCACUCACUUACUCACUCAGUAGUGGGUGCGCUUUUUCUCUGACGUACAGCCAUCUUUUCUGUUUCUCUCCACUUUCCCCAGUCUUAUCUUCAUCUAGUACUUGCUUGCUUUCUUUCUUUCUUUCUUUCAGCCUUCCUAUUAGCUUCCCCAUAUUUGGCAAAAACUAGAAAUCGCUGUUUUGUUUCACUGAAAAUCACACACUCAUCAGCAGGCUAAGUACUAAGAAAAGUACUGGAGAGAGAGACUCUGAGACUGAGAUUCAGGGUUCAGAUCAUCUAUUUGGGACUCGAUUUACUAACAAAGUACCUAGUGAUUUAAAUAUUACACUGUUAGCAUUUAGAUUCACUUCUCCCCUGCUGUUGAUCACAAUAAAAAAGAUCAAGCCUUUUGAGUUAGUAUUCUUGUCCAGCAUGAACCUUUCGAAUCUCAAUCUAGAGUCUGAAGACGAGUCUGAAGUGAGCAGCCAAGUAGCCUCCAACAUAUCCAGCCAAGACAUCAUCACCCCUGAUCCCUCCAAGGACACCAACACAACUUCUUCUCCAACAAAUAAGCAUCCCGGCCCUCUUUUACUGGACUUAACUCUCAACUUUCAGGCCAACGACGUCGAGUUGAAUGGCACGAGCUAUACUAGCAAUGAUGAUUUAGGAACUCAUGCCAUGGCAGCGCCAAAUCCAAAUCCGCGAGUAUUUUCCUGUAACUUUUGUAGGCGCAAAUUUUACAGCUCGCAGGCUUUGGGAGGACACCAAAAUGCCCACAAGAGGGAGAGGACAUUGGCAAAGCGAGCAAUGCGGAUGGGGAUGUUGUCAGAUAGGUACGCGAGUUUAGCAUCCCUACCCCUCCACGGUUCUUCAUUCCGGUCCCUUGGAAUAGAAGCUCAUUCAUCGAUGCACCAAAUGAUAUUACCAUCGUCACGGCCUUACCCUGAGGCACGAGAAUUAGGGCCAAGGUUCGAACAAAGUUUCCUCGGGUUGCCAAUGUUUGUCGAAGAUGAUGAAGCAGGGUUGUCUUGGCCGGGCAGUUUCCGGCAAACCCGUGGCAACUUUGGUGGUUUUGACUCAGGACAAAGUUCGAACAUUAAUUUUGUAACUUUGGCUCCAGCACCAAGUGCAGAUUCCUCUUCACCUGAUCUUACCUUGAAGCUUUAAUUUUUAUUUUGUUUCGCGGGUACAUAAUUUGUUUUGUUUGUAAACUUGAAUUCUCAAAUUCAUUCUCUAUUAAACUUGUGGGUAGUUAGGCAUUGGGGACUGUAGCAGUGAGUUUUGAGAAACAGAAGUUCCUUUUGUUUGCCCCUUUUCUAUGCGUUGGUUGAGAAACUGCUGUAUGAUUUUGGUGCUGCCGUAUGGGAGCCAUUUGGGGAUGAUUUAGGUUCCAUUCUGCUAAAA